Molecule: messenger RNA, 945 nt
Organism: Ilyonectria robusta
Lineage: Eukaryota; Fungi; Ascomycota; Sordariomycetes; Hypocreales; Nectriaceae
Exons: 2
Coding region: 1-945 (314 amino acids)
Source: RefSeq, a predicted model, not a curated record
AUGAAGUCUUCUGUUAUUCUGUCUCUUUUCUUUGCUAGCGCCCUGGCCCAGGACGGCUGCGGCUUUCCUGAUGGCCCCGAUUGCGUAUCCCUUGGCGAAGGGGCAAAUGGCCUAGAGCAGUUCGCUGAUGAUGGCUGCUGCCUUUUGCCCAUCCGCUGCGGAAAUGGAGAUGGCGGCGAGAGGUGUGAGAGAGUCGCUGCAGAUGCCGCCAACAACGCUGCCAACAACGCCGCCAACAACGCCGCCAAUGGCAAUGGCAAUGAUAAUGCCAACAACGCUGCCAACAACGCCGCCAAUGGCAAUGGCAACGACAAUGCCAACAACGCUGCUAAUGGCAAUGCCAACAAUGCUAAUGAUAACGCCACCAAUGCCAACGACGGUGCAAACCAAACUGCUGACGACGUCGCCAAUGGUAACGCGGCUAACGCCAAUGGUAACGUUCAUGACAUUGUCAACGAUGGUGCCAAUAAUAAUGUCGAUGACGCUGUUAACGAUGGUGCCAACAAUGUCGACGAUAACGCCAAUGAUGUUGUCGACGAUAACGCCAAUGAUGUUGUCGACGAUAACGCCAAUGAUGUUGUCGACGAUAACGCCAACGAUGCCGUUGAUGAUGUCGCCAACGGUGGUGCCAAUAACGCCAACGAUGCCGUCGAUGAAGCUGGCCAAGAAGUCGUUGACGAAGAUGCCAAUGGCAACGAUAAUGCAACCGACGCUGCCGCAGACGCCACCAACGACGAGAACUGCGGCUUCCCCAAUGGCCCUGAUUGCGUGUCUCUUGGCGAAGGCGCCAACGGCCUUGAGCAGUUCGCCGACGAUGGCUGCUGCCUCCUCCCAUUGCGUUGCGGAAAUGGCGAUGGCGGUGAAGUAUGUGAGCGCGUGGCAGCGCCUGCAAACAAGAGGGCUCGCUUCAUCGGCGCUUACAAGGCUCGAUAUACUCGAGUUUGA